This is a messenger RNA of Chenopodium quinoa (quinoa), 1231 nucleotides long. Its product is annotated as ankyrin repeat-containing protein ITN1-like. Lineage: Eukaryota; Viridiplantae; Streptophyta; Magnoliopsida; Caryophyllales; Amaranthaceae. The record is from RefSeq and is a predicted model, not a curated record. The transcript has 2 exons. The coding region runs from base 55 to 1068 and encodes 337 amino acids.
UGGGUGUGUGUUGUUGUAGUUAAAUAUCCUAUAAAACUGCAACAAAGAGCGCAGAUGCAACAUGACGCACUUGAGCUUGUCAAAAGCUUGUGCAUGGAGAUAUUAGAGUUGGACGAUGCCAAAGCCUUCUCUUUAUUUCAACAACCACUUUUAAUUGCCGCAAAUUUAGGCACUCACGAAAUUAUAGAAGAGAUUGUAGACGUAUUUCCUCCAGCAAUUUGGGCUUCGGAUGAGGAGAAUCAUAACGUGUUUCAACUUGCUGUCUUACAUCGUCGAGAAAAUGUUUUCAAUCUUAUACAUCAAAUGAGUGAUUACAAGCAUCUAAUCACAAGAUAUAUAGAUCACCCGCAUGAUAAUAACAUAUUACAUUUGGCUGGCAAGUUACCAUCUUCAGACAGGCUUAAUCUUGUAUCGGGUGCAGCUUUACAAGUUCAACGGGAGUUGCAAUGGUUUAAGGAAGUGAAGAAGUUUGUGCAGCCUGGCCAAAAAGAGGCAAUAAACAAAGAUGGGAAAACCCCAUGGAUGGUUUUCAAGGAGGCACACGAACAAUUGAUGAAAGACGGAGAAGCAUGGAUGAAGACUACAGCACAAUCAUGUACAGUUGCCGCGACACUGAUUGCAACAGUAGCGUUCAAUGCAGGACUUAAAGUUCCUGGUGGUGAUAGCAAAGAUGGCCUUUCCCAAUUUUUUAAUGAUACUUCCUUUGGUGUAUUUGCUGUGGCAGACGCUAUAUCUCUAUUCUCUUCGGUCACUUCCAUACUAAUGUUUUUGUCAAUCCUAACAUCGCGUUACUCAGAAGAUGACUUCCGAGUUGCACUACCAAGGGGGUUGGUUGUUGGAAUGAGCAUGCUUUUCAUUUCCAUAAUAAGCAUGAUGAUAGCCUUCAGCUCAGCAAUCUACCUUGUGUUCGGUUAUCUGAGGGCUCGAAUUGUGAUUCCGGUGGGUUCGAUCCUUGUUCUGCCAGUAACCUUGUAUGUGCUGUUGAUCCCUCUCUAUCAAAUAAUUACAAGGUCCAAACUCAUUGGACCUGGACUUUUCGGCAAACAAAGUACCCGCAUACUUCACUAAGGAAGGAUUUUCAUUAUCCUCAUAUAAUUACCUGAAAAUAAAGAGAGAUUUAUUGGCUGAGGGGUAACUUGGUUAUGACAUAUAUAUAAAACUAGAUCUAUAUGGCACGAUGGUUAUUUUAAAUUUCAUAAUUCAUACAGUAACUAUUUUGAAAAAGUAAGUA